AACCAGCAAUAAAAGCGCUUACAGGAACAGUUUGCAGAAGAGCCAUAAAAAUGGUGAUAGCUAAAAUAUACUGAUCUGUUUACCUCAGUAAAGAGCCACAUAGCUUUCCGCGUUGCUUACUGGAACUGAAGAACAUAUUCUUCUUGACAUGGCAUAUAACCAAAUGCAUCAGCUUUUAUAUAUUAUUCACAUUUUGGGUAGCCAGAACUAGAAACUACCAGCAUGAUUCUACAACAUAUGGAUAACACCACAGUUUUGGAUAGUACUAACACCACUCCUCUGAACAAUGGCACCAUCCGUGUAGACCACAUUGAAGAGAUCAUCAGAUGGAUCUCAUUUGCUGUUGGGCUUCCUGGCAUCGGCUUUUCUAUCUACCUCAUGGGCAUGCAAGCAAAAACUGGCAAGGCUGCUCCUGUCUACCUAAUAAGCCUUCUCGCAUCCGAUAUCUUCAACAUCCUUGGGCGACCAAAAACAUCUGCAGAGGAUGCUCAGAAAACCAGUUUGCAGACUACAGACAUAUCCUCCCUGAUAUUCUACUUUGGGAUCAUAUCCAACAUUGUGUUCAUGGUCUGUGUUGCUCAGGAGCGAUAUCUGUUGGUAACCUGUCCACGAUAUAAUGCCUUCUGCAUGAAACUCAAGCAGUCGAGCAUGAUUUCAUUGGCCGUGUGGGCAGCUCCAUUUGCAAUACUUUUCCUGGCGUACCAAGGAUAUAUCAUCUUAUUCUCCAUAGCUCUUCUUCUCCCACUACCCUUCCUGGGGUUUUUCUUUUUGGAUUCUUUUAGAGCCUUGUGGUGUACAAGAUGGCCAGCACCUGUGACUAACAGAAACAAGAUUCUGGGUAUGCAGGGGGUCAUCUUGUGUAAUUAUAGCAUGCUUUACCUUCCCUUUAUCCUAAAUACUCUGCUCAAAGCAUUGGCUUUAAGUUCUUAUGUAUACUACUUGGGACUUGUAUCUGAUCUUCUUCUCUAUCUUGGCCCACUGGUGGACCCAUUCCUCUCAAUCUUCCUUACAAAUGGAAUUGGUGACAUUUUGAAGGCCUUUCCCUGCUGUGCGAGGAAAAACACACAGGAGGAAACCGAGUCUGUGAAUACAGACACUGUGGAAACAGUAUCUGGGAUCUUAACGCGGCUGUGAGAAAAUUAAAAUUGAACUAAUAAGAGUUAUUUUGAUUGUUAGCAUUUUACAGCU
Messenger RNA from Carassius auratus (goldfish), 1188 nucleotides. RefSeq lists its product as uncharacterized. The transcript has a single exon. Bases 223 to 1134 code for a protein of 303 amino acids. The record is from RefSeq and is a predicted model, not a curated record. Gene Ontology annotation, molecular function: G protein-coupled receptor activity. NCBI's taxonomy places the organism in Eukaryota, Metazoa, Chordata, Actinopteri, Cypriniformes, Cyprinidae. Gene Ontology annotation, biological process: phospholipase C-activating G protein-coupled receptor signaling pathway; positive regulation of Rho protein signal transduction. Gene Ontology annotation, cellular component: plasma membrane.